Messenger RNA from Eleginops maclovinus (Patagonian blennie), 2280 nucleotides. It is a transcript of the gene thnsl2, whose product is annotated as threonine synthase-like 2. The record is from RefSeq and is a predicted model, not a curated record. Gene Ontology annotation, molecular function: pyridoxal phosphate binding. The transcript has 9 exons. Lineage: Eukaryota; Metazoa; Chordata; Actinopteri; Perciformes; Eleginopidae. Gene Ontology annotation, biological process: 2-oxobutyrate biosynthetic process; dephosphorylation. The coding region runs from base 211 to 1653 and encodes 480 amino acids.
GCGCAUGUGCGUGCAGGGUCGGCCACAUAAAGUUGCGUUUGAAACCAACUAGAGGAGAAAGUGAGUUAUUAAACCCCCCAACUUCGAGUCUGCAUCGGUCCUGACUCUACCAGCUGCUCCACCUGACCCGAGGCCUGCACUGCGAAACAACCCAGACCUCCGCGGUCCCGUUAAGCGCCUGUUUUAAACUCGCCUCCCCAGGUGUGUGUGAUGCAGUACUGCAGUACUCGGGGUGGGGUCCACGGAUGGGACUUCAAGGAGGUGCUGUUCUCCGGUUUCGCUCCGGACGGGGGGAUGUUCAUGCCUGAGAGUGUUCCUGUGCUGAGCCCGGAGACCCUACGGAGCUGGGGGGCGCUGAACUACACAGAGCUGGUGGUGGAGGUGUCCUCACUGUUCAUCCCCGUCCAGCUGAUCCCCAGGGAGGACCUGGAGGGGUUAGUGGGUGACGCCCUGCACGGCUUCUCAGUGCCCGAGGUGGUGAGGGUGGCCCGGCUGAAGGGCGGUCUGUCUGUCCUGGAGCUUUUCCACGGAGACACCUUAGCCUUCAAGGACCUGGCUAUGACUUGCACGGUGCGCUUCGUGGACUACUUCCUGCAGAAACAGAAGCGCAGAGCUACAGUCAUAGUAGGUACAUCAGGAGACACCGGGGGCUCGGCCAUCCAAAGUGCGAAAGGUCUCAGGGGGUUGGAUGUGCUGGUGGUUUAUCCCCGAGGACGCGUCACUCCAGUCCAGGAGAAACACAUGAUCACCUGCCUGGAGGAGAACGUCCACGUGUUUGCAGCCGACGGCAGCUCGGACGACAUCGACCAGCCUCUGCGCCGCCUGUUUGCAGACCAGGAUCUGGUCCGGGCUCACGGCCUGAUGAGCCUGAACUCCGUCAACUGGUCCAGAGUCAUGGUCCAGCUGGCACACUUCAUCUAUGCUUACCUGCAGCUCAGCGGGGUGAAGCAGGUGGACGGAGAGCUGCCCGAGCUGGAGGUGGUGGUGCCCACUGGGGGGGCGGGGAACAUCGCAGCUGGCUUCAUCGUGAAGCAGAUGGGACUGCCCCUGAAGCUGGUGGCCAUGGUGAACUCUAAUGACAUCGUGCACAGGACGGUCACCCGGGGGGACUUCUCCAUGGCGACUGAUGUCACACAAACGUUAGCGCCCGCCAUCGACAUCCAGGACCCGUACAACAUGGAGCGGGUGUUCUGGCUGCUGCUGGGCCGAGACGGAGCGCCAGUGAAGAAGAUGAUGGAGGAGUUCCAACAAUCGCAUCGUCACUCCCUGCCAGAAAACCACCGCAAACUGCUGUCACAGGUGUUGUCCACCGGAUCAGUAAGUGAUGAAGGCAUCCUUGAGACCAUGAGGAAGUGCUGGGAGGACAACCAGUAUGUCCUCUGUCCUCACUCUGCUGUGGCUGUAUGGCAUCACUACCACUGUUCCCACAGCGCCACCAUCAACAGGUGUUACAUCGCCACAGCGUCUCCAGCCAAGUUCCAGGCGGCCGUGCAGAGGGCUGGCCUGACCUUUGACCUCCCGGAGGCCGUGCUGGCAUUGGACAAGUUGGCCACCCGGUUCCAGAACCUGGAGCGGAGCCCGGACUGGUGCAAGGACUGGGAGGACCGCCUGAGAGAGAAAAUCCAGUCUGUGAGCUCAUCCAGGAAAAACUGAGGGACUUAAUGAAGCUGAGCAGAUGUUCUCCCAUUCACACAUUUCUAUCUCACCACUAGCACCCCUCCCAUAAGGGGCGUUCACUCCCCAGCUAUCGCCUUCGUCUCUAUCUCCACAAGCCAAUCAGAGCGCAUCGUUAAAUCUGCUGUCUCUCCUCCUGACAGCUGUCAUUUCAGGUGACUCGACGAAGCCCUCCUCAUAUCCAGGGCUCACGUAAAGCUCCCCUCAAGACCGGAUCUCCAUCAAUUCCUUCAUCCCUCCACCGCCACCAGUGGGGGGGUUCUCCCAUCAUGCUCAGUGGGGUCUGAUGGCCAAACACUGUUUAAUUCAUCUCAGCAAUAAAAUCAAAACAAAGUCUCUCCUGUUUGAACUACAGCUGAAGAAAUGUGUAACUGGUGUGUGUAAGGGUGUGUCAGCUGGUCCUUGAUCUGUGGGCUUCGUUAUCUGGAUGUAGUAAAUGAUGGAGAGGGGAGAGGCCCCAUCGAUGGACUUUGGUGUGUAGUGUCGUAUGAUUUGUCCUUGUAUAGUGAUGUCAUCAAAGACAAACCAAUCACGAUGCUGAAUCCUUCCGCAACUUUACUACAAUUGCGUUGAAUGAUGACAAAUAAAGUCAGAUUUUCACUCUUA